ACCUUCCUCCCCCCCCCUUGGCCAGCAUUAUGACAUUAACUCCUGCACAUGAUGGUUGUUUGUCGUCUGAUAUAAAAAUCAUAUCAAGUGAAUUUCAGUGUUGACUUUGAAGCCUGGUUUAAACUAAUAGUUUCCUUAACCAGUAUAUAUCAGAAGCUUGAUGUUGACAAAUCUUCACACCUUGCAGUCAUUUCUCUCAUUGUUGGAGCAGAGAAAAUCUCACUACUCUCAAGAAUACAAUACAUAAAAAUACGGAACAAUGUUUGGACAACAGCGUGCCCCAUUUGGUAACACCGCCUCCACCUUUGGUACAGGGUUUGGAACACCCAACACCACAAGCACUGCAACUGGAUUUGGAGCAAAUACUUUUGGGCGUCCCGCUUUUGGCAACCCGCAACAGACAACAAGCUUUGGGACAACAAGUACUCCUUUUGGUGGUGCCACAUCAUCAGGUACAUCACUGUUUGGCACCCAGCCACAACAAACUGGGGGAGGGUUGUUUGGACAGCAGCAGCCCCAGCAAACUUCAACAAGUUUUAGUCAACCAAGUACUGGUUUUGGCACGAGUGGUGGAGGACUUUUUGGUCAAGCCCAACAGCCUACUGCUACAGCUGUUCACCCGGCAGGUCUUUUUGGUAGUAGUGCAACCGGUGGCUUUGGGGCGCAGCAGUCAACACAGAGUCGACCCUUUGGUUUUGGUCAGACAACUACCAGUAGUACAAGUACUGCUGGAGGCCUCUUUGGUUCUACACAGCCAGCAGCUGGUGGAGGACUCUUCAGUACCCCAGGUUUUGGUGCAACAAGCGGUGUUUCUGGCACUACUAUCAAGUAUGAACCUGUAACUGGAAAUGAUACCAUGACAAGAAAUAAUGUUUCCACAAAUAUACGUACACGCAUUGAAGUCAUCUCAACCAUGAAGGAAUAUGAAAACAAAUCCCUCGAAGAACUUCGUGUUGAAGAUUACCUUGCCAAUCGGAAAGGUCCUAGCCAGGGGACCACCUUGUCUGGUUUUGGUCAGACACCACAGCAGGGAGCACAGCCACAAUUGGGAAGUACAGGUCUCUUUGGAUCCUCCACCAGCACAUCACUGUUUGGAACCACUAAGCCUCCAGAGAAUAAGUCACUCUUUGGUAGUGGAACUACAGCUGGUUUUGGUGCUCCUGCAAGUGGAGGUCUCUUUGGAACAAACACCAGUUCACAGGGAUUUGGGCAAACCAGCACAGCACCCAAUACAAGCUUCUCUUUUAGUCAAAACACACAACAACAGCCAAAGAGUACUGGGUUUAACUUUGGUAAUACAGCCACCACAACUCCAUCUCUGUUUGGCUCUACACCACAGCAACAGCAGCCUUCAGGAUUUGGUCUUGGCGGAUUUCAAUUGGGUCAAAACACCCAGCAACAGAAUACAGGUGGUCUUUUUGGCAAUCAGAACAAACCUGGAGGAUUCUUGUCCAAUCAGAACACAGGAGGCGGUCUCUUUGGCAGUAAACCAGCAGGCAUAACUCAACCUCUGGUCACUGGGUUUGGCACAUCAACUGUCACCCCAUUUGGCACAGCCCCAAACACAAGCACAGGAGGGGGACUUUUUGGGGCUCAGAACCCUCAGAAUAAGCCUGGAAUAUUUUCUGCAUUUGGUAACAAUGCAGGUUUUGGGAACACUGGAGGGCUCUUUGGUCAGAACAACAAUCAGCAAAAGCCUGGUGGCAGUCUUAACUUUGGUCAGUUUGGCAGCACUAAUACCUUUGGACAGAACAUUGGUACCAACCCAGGAGGUGGACUGUUCAACCCAAGUGGGACAAAUACUAGCAUGGGGAUUGUUGGGACUGGUCUUCUGAACAACAACACAGGAUUUGGAAUGCCCCAGAUGAAUACUAUUGGUGGGGUAGGUGGAGGUGCCUCCCCUGAUCUUGGCAAAUUGGUGAAGGCCUUAACAGUGAAACCAAUCUUUGACAUCCUCUUGGGAAGCAAGACUUCCCCAGCUACAGACAAAUCCAGCAAUACAUCAACCAGUGAGCAACUUGGGUCUAAGUUAACCAGCUCCAAUUCAAAGCCUACAUAUGUCUUAUCACCUUCACUUGUGGCAAACAACAAACCGCGGCCCAAGCCCAUCAAUAAGACCAACAACCAAGGGAAUAAUCGCCAUUGGCUGUUCAAAGGUUUGGAAGAUUCCAGUGAAGAAACUUCAGAAGAUUUCUUGAAACCCAAGAAGUAUCCUAGUGUGAGGAAGCUUAAUUUAAAGGUGUUUAAGGGAGUCAAGUCUGAUAGUGCCUCCUUAGGCAGGCCAACAGCAAGAGUGAAUUCCAUAGGUGACCCUGAUGCUCUUUCCCCUCUUACCACUCCUGUUAGUCCUCUAGGUGAGAGUACCCCACUGCAUAACAGUGGUCCAUCUUCACCUGAUGAUUACACCACACCAGACAUCAUUAAGGGUCGAAUCAAGGUGAAAAGACUUAAUCUGGCAGAGAAAAAUGGGCCAAUGAAUGAUACAUUGACAGACCUAAAUGUUAAUCAUUUGAAGGUUACGGAACCUGCAGACGAGCAGGCUGAGGGAGAUGAUGUUGGAGAUCAAGACAAAACUGACCCAGACACAGAGGCCAACAAGGAAAAUAAUGUGUCCCUCUUUAAUUCUGUUGAAGAAGAUCUUCCUGAAAUGAUCAACAGGUCCUCUGAUAAACCGCAUCCUGCUGGAGUUAAGUUGUAUCGCUCUGGUUACUACACACUUCCCUCCUUGGAAGAUCUAGGGGAAAUGGUGGAUUCAGAUGGAAGAUGCCUUGUGGAAAACUUCACUGUCGGCAGAUAUGGAUAUGGCAACGUUUGCUUCCUAGGUGUUACAGAUAUAGCUGGUCUGGACUUGGAUGGAAUUGUGUUCAUCUUGAGGAAGCAGAUUGAGGUAUAUCCAGAAGGCACCCAAAAGCCUGCUCAGGGCCAGGAACUCAACAAACCAGCAGUUAUAACUCUAGAUUGUGUGUGGCCAAUUGACAAAACAACAAGAGAGGUGAUAAAGUCUGCUGAGCGUCUCCAAGGUAUGGCAUGGGCAGAUUACCUAGAGCGUCAGUGUGUCAAGAUGGAGGCCAGCUUUAUAGAAUAUCGCCCAGAAACUGGAUCAUGGGUCUUCAAGGUGAAGCAUUUCUCCAAAUAUGGUCUACAAGAAGACAACGAAGAGGAGGAUAUGGUCACUGUUCCUCCAAAGACUAACCAGACUCAGCCACCCACAACACAGAAUACAGCCAUGGGCGGUGCUACCACAGCUCAACUCCCAGCCCUGCCCAUGCGCAUUACAGGUCCUCCAGUGACUACGCUAACAUCACCACAGUUUGGCCUGGGCCACAUGACAGCCCCACCAAGCCUUGCUACUAAGCAGGUGUCUCAGCCAAGGUACUUGGACAGUCCUCAUCAAGAUGUUCUGGUGCCAGAUGAUGAACUAAUGGAGUCCACUGUAGCAAAAGAACCUGAGGAAAGUGCCUCCUUGAGUGUUCUGUCUCCAAGCUCAGAGCGACUCACUGUGUUGUCCCGGGUAGUACCCAGGACAGUGCAGCUGGCCAAAUCCCAGAUGUUUGGUGGUGGUGAUGAUGAUGAGGAACCUCUCCACACAACCAGGGAGUCCACACCCACACCACAAGUACCCAGAAUGUCCAACAAGAAGUUGAUGUUGGCAGUAGACUCAUCACUGAAUCAGAGCCGAGGAGCGACAAUGAGUCCAGUGCCAAGUGAACCCAAAGCUCGCAUUGUGUUUCAACCACAGCCACUCUCUCUAGCAUCUCCCCCAAAAGCCAAUGUACAAAGUGAAUCCUGUUUUGAACCUCAUCUUCGUGAUCCCCGUUGUGAGUAUGAGGUGCUGCCAAGUGGUCGUGACAUUGGCAAAGAGGUGGGGCAUGUCCCACCACAACACCAGACUACCAUUGUCCCCUUAGCCUCUUCCCUUAUGGCUGGUCAAGAUCAUUGUUUGUCAGACAUGGGGGCAUUCAUGGGACCAUCCUUCAGGGUGGGAUGGGGUCCUGGCUGGAAAUUGGUUCAUGCAGGCUCACGGCUUGCUCCAGCUGCUAUGGAAGAUGACGAUGAUGAUGGCAAUGGUUCCUCGGAGGUGAUGGGAAAUCAACCUGGACCUGCUUCCUUCCUUUUUAUGGGAUCUCUAGCUGCCCAACCUAAAACUGCUCCUAGUUCUGACUCUCCAAGAUACAACUUGAUAGUGGAGAAAUUGCAUACAGUCCAUCCACACCCUCAUGCAUUCAAUCACCUCACUGAAGCCAAUUUUGAAUGUGUGUUGGAACAUAGUGUUUUGGUUAUUGAUGAGAUAAGUGACUCCAAAGAACCCAAGUGCCCCCUUUUCCGGCCAGUAAAGGAUGUAGAGCUGCUUCAUCAAUUGGCUGAGAAUGCUGCAUCAUUUGGUCAGGAAGAUUCUACCAUAUCUGAUAUAUUCAAUCUGUGUGUGGCACUCUGGGGAAGAUUAGACUUUAAUCCUCCAGAAUUUGACGAUGAGAAUGAAUACAGUGUGUCCCAAGCACGAGUGGAAGCUGUGAGUCGGUGGUUAGAGUCAGUGAGUUUCUUAACUGUCCAGGAGGAAGUCGCCAAUGCUCUGUGCGAAGACCAGAACAAGGAAGCUUACUUGGAUGCAGUGUUCGCUCAUCUGACUGCUCGACAAAUAUCUGAGGCCUGUGUUCUGGCACAAGAUAAAGGUGACCAUCACUUGGCUCUGUUAUUGGCCCAGGUUUGUCUUGGCCAAGACACACCUCGUCAGAUUCUGGCCCAACAGCUGUCAAAUUGGGCAGAGGGGGAAACUGAUGCCCUGAUGAAUCCAUUCCGGCUGGCACUGUAUGCCCUGCUUGCUGCAGCACCCACCCACCAAGCCUCACACAUUGCUGUCAAUACCUGCCAUAAACUUGACUGGAGACGGGCAUUUGCCAUUCAUCUCUGGUAUGUUUGCCCAGCAACUUCAACCAUAACUGAAGCUCUACAAGAGUAUGAGCAAGCAGCAGGACUGAGAGGAGAUGCACCCAGCUACUGUGAGGCUCCCCUUCCUCCAUACCUGUCAUACCAAGACUUACCCAGUGGCAUGAAAGCGAGUUAUGAUAUCUGCUAUCACUUGCUGAAGCUGUACACUGACCCCAUGCAUCAGUUGGAAGCUCUUCUUAAUCCCGCAACUAUCACGCCAGAUCCUCUCAAUGUUACUGUCAGUUGGCUGCUGUGGCGUGUUUUGGAGAGCCUCAAUUACAACCAUCUUUCACCGCAUCGAAGUGCAAGUCUUCACCUGAGCAUGGCAGCUCUCCUGGAGUCAGCUGGACAGUGGCAUUGGGCCAUCUUUGUUCUUCUCAACAUUAAUGAUGAAGACAGACGGAGUAAAGAAGUUCAAGAGCUGCUACGAUGUCAUGUUGCUGUUGGAGAGGAAGAGGAGUCUGAUCCCAAGUAUGCUUCACGUGAGGAAUUUGUUACCACAAAACUCAGUAUCCCAAAUAAGUGGAUACAUCAAGCAAAGGCAACCAAAGCUCGUUCUCUUAACAUGGUUGAUGAGGAGGCCUGGUACCUGUUGAAAGCUGGUGAAUACAAUCGUGCUCACAUGCUCAUAGUAGAUACUAUUGCACCAAAUUCCAUCAUUAAUGAGGACCAUGAAUAUUUGCUUGGAUUCUUGGACCAGCUGUGUGAUGAUGGUGUACGCAGCACUGUUGUAGACUGGGCCAUUGGUGGUGGUGUGUAUGCAGACUACUUAGAUGUGUGCUCUGUUGUUGAUGACAUGAAGAAGUCUGCUGAUCCCACUCCUGCCAAACUAGAGCAACUUCGGCCACAUCUUCUUGCACUCUGUUCUAGAUUGAAUAAUUUGAAGUGCCAGACUGCCACACACAGGUUGUGUGUGUCGGAAAUGAGUCGCGUAGUGGUCGGGGUGUUGCGGGCAGUGGUGGGAGAAGGUACAGAUGCAACACAGGUACUGUCUCAGCAACUUUCAGGCCUACCUCUCACACAUGACUAUGCACUCAGUGAACUUAACAUGGUCACCACCCACUACCUGGAACAUCUGAAGGCUGAGACGUGAAGAGGAGGAAUCUAUGUUUUGGGUUUCAAAAUAGGCAGAAAACAUAAAAUAAACUUAUGAUCAAUGUGCAUGUCUUUUGAAAAUAAAAUAAAAUAGUUUCACAAACAUUGUGAUAAACUUGGGCUACAAAAUUAAACAUAUAUUAUGUUAGGAUGCUCACUACAUGCAAAUAUUGAAAUAUUUAGUUCCUUAUAAAAAAAAAACUUAUUGGCAUUUACAAAUACAGUACUUGCAUCGAUGAUGUUCACUGCUUACAAUUAACAAAGAACACUGUGCUGGUAACAAGGCAGGGAAAUGAAACGAUUUGAAGGAUGACAUUUACUGAAGUGUUCACUACAGUGCUUGAUAUGAACAGAGGUCUCAGUGUGUGUUCAUUUUGAUCUGUCAUGAUAACAGUGUAACUGGAUGUAUGGGUGUACUGGUAUAUGUUUACAGUGAGUGUGGAAUGGUUUAGCAGUCAGAUGAUGCAUUAAAUACUGAUAGGGGUUUUGUGAAACUACACCUCUUAAUCUUUAUACUGUAUUUGUGUAUAUGUAUAUUAUUUGUAAUAUUAAUUUUAAUGUUACUGCUGUACAAGUAGAUACUGCUGUCACAUAUCUAUUUUUAAUAAGGGAAAUAAAUAUAAAUUUUUAAGAUAGAAAAUUUCCAAAACAUUGUAGCUAAACUACAGGUUAAUGUACCUACUUUUUUAAUGGCUGUUGAAGUCAAAGUUGAUGGCUGUAAAAUAGUAAAUGGUGUAAUCAUCACUUAGUAAUAGAAUUAAGAAUGUAUUUAGGUUAAUUGUCAUACUUUGUUCUAAAGUUUAUGAAAAUUUUUGUCAGUAUCAGAAUUUAUGCUUACAAAACAUCACGUCAGAGAGAGAGAGAGAGAGAGAGAGAGAGAGAGAGAGAGAGAGAGAGAGAGAGAGAGAGAUGAGCUCCUGACCUGAAUGCUGCAGUUGGAUAAGGCUGGCAGAGUGAUGUUUUCUAUGAUAGGUAUUUCAUUUCUGCCAAGGUAUAAGACUAGUUAGCAUCUCUCUCAAAGGUUGCUAAGGAUGCAAUUUUAAGUUAAUGGGCUCUAUUUUUCAAGUUAGGUAAAACCAAAAUUUGGGUUUAAUUUCAGAUUUGUCCAUUAUUAACUACUACACGUUAAGAUUUUUUGGGGAUGGAAGUUAUAAUUUUAUGAUUUUUUAUUUUUAUUUUCUUAUCAUUAGUCUUUCUAUCUUUUUCCCAACUAAUGUAGGGGGGCUGGAAAUGAGCAAGUACUGUUCACACACACACACACACACACACACACACACACACAUACAUAUAUUUUUAUACAUACAUACAUACAUUCAUUCACGUUUUCUCUUCAUUCAUUAUCUUUCAAUCAUUCAUCCUUACUGCUGCAAAAGAUGUGUUCUUCUAUAGUAAUCCCCCUUCCACAACAAGGCCCCCAAAUCAAGAUUUCCACGUGUUGUUUCACACAAGCAGCACAUCCUUCCCCUUAAAUUACUUUUCAACAAACUCGGCUACUUCUAAGAUAUUUUAUUCUUGUGUCAGACAUAGUAUUUACUCGCACUUUUAGACCAGAAAGACACAAAAUGUCAUGUUUGUGAAUAAUAAAUUUGUUGACAAAUAAAAAAAGCUUGUUUGUGAAGUAUGAAUCUACAAUAUAGAGUAUACAGAUGAACAAAUGUACAGUAUUCACACAUGGUGCCAACCUGUCAUAUUUUGAUUAAUGAUUUUGAUUUUCUACCACCGUGAUGGUAGGUCGAGCUUGUUACAGAGAAACUCAACAUACAUCAAGGGCAAGAGUACACAGCCUGCUGUUGGUUCUUUUCUUUUAUAAAUCUUUAAUGUAUUAUAUGUUUACUGUACUGUACAUCUCUUAUUCAUAUGGUUAUGUUCAGUCUGAGCUAUGAUGAUUAGUUUUACUGAUUAAGCUACAUUUGAGUCUUAGUGAUCUUGCAAAUAUCUCCAAUAUCUGUUUGGUGCUUUUCUAAUAUCCCUUUGAAGUACGAAUGCACGGUGUAAUAAUUCUUUUAUUUAUCUAUGGGAAGGAAGCUCAUGGUAAAUUUAUUAAUCUUACCGGUAUAAAUUUUUUCUUUAUAUUUGGAGAGAAAUCUUAGUUUGUUUUAUAUACCUAGUUUAUUUUGAUCAACAGUAGUUUAUUAUAGAUUCAUAAGUAUUUUGUGCAGCUCAGAAUAGUUUUUUCUGUCCUUCACAAGAUGCAUAAUAUAUGGCAAGAUUAAUAAACAUCGUAGGAAUGUUACACUGUCUUGUCAUUAAGAAAAUAGACAGAUUGCUUAUUGCUGUAGUUACUGGUAGUAUAGAGUAACCUUUUGAUAUUUGUCUUCGUUAUUCUCCAUGUUAGUUACAUUAUGUGAAUCAACUGUAAAGUGUUAAAAUCUUCUUUUUUUUUGUAAAUUUACUUUUUCAGUAUAUUGAGAUAUUUGAGAUGAAUAAAAGCAGUGAAUAUU
Molecule: messenger RNA, 8462 nt
Organism: Homarus americanus (American lobster)
Lineage: Eukaryota; Metazoa; Arthropoda; Malacostraca; Decapoda; Nephropidae
Gene: Nup98-96
Product: nuclear pore complex protein Nup98-Nup96-like
Exons: 32
Coding region: 260-6019 (1919 amino acids)
Biological process (GO): protein import into nucleus; post-transcriptional tethering of RNA polymerase II gene DNA at nuclear periphery; RNA export from nucleus
Cellular component (GO): nuclear pore cytoplasmic filaments; nuclear pore
Molecular function (GO): structural constituent of nuclear pore
Source: RefSeq, a predicted model, not a curated record